Cucumis sativus (cucumber) is the source of this 354-nucleotide messenger RNA. The record is from the annotation of a RefSeq genome assembly. NCBI's taxonomy places the organism in Eukaryota, Viridiplantae, Streptophyta, Magnoliopsida, Cucurbitales, Cucurbitaceae.
AUGACUAGAAUUAAACGAGGAUAUAUAGCUCGGAGACGUAGAACAAAAAUUCGUUUAUUUGCAUCAAGCUUUCGAGGGGCUCAUUCAAGACUUACUCGAACUAUUACUCAACAGAAAAUAAGAGCUUUGGCUUCAGCUUAUCGGGAUAGAGGUAGGCAAAAAAGAAAUUUUCGACAGUUGUGGAUCGCUCGAAUAAAUGCAGUAAUUCGAUCUAAUAAUGUAGACUACAGUUAUAGUAGAUUCAUACACAAUCUGUACAAGAGGCAGUUGCUUCUUAAUCGUAAAAUACUUGCCCAAAUCGCGAUAUUAAAUAGAAAUUGUCUUUAUAUGAUUUCCAAUGAGAUCAUAAAAUAA